UCUUCACUUGUCUUUCUGCUGUUCGUCGAGGAAAAAGAGCCCGAAACUGGACAGAAAGAGGACGGAAAGAGGACAGAAGAGGACAGAAAGAGGACAGAAAGAGGAGGACAUUCUCCCGGAGCUGAAGCUUCUCUCCUGAGGAAGUCAACAUGGCCGCUCAGACACUGUUCCCGGUGUUUCCUGCUGACGGGGGUCACAGCGAGCUGCCCCCCCCCCCAGCUGGUGUUUCCUGCUGACGGGGGUCACAGCGAGCUGCCCCCCCCCCAGCUGGUGAUGCUGGCCAACGUGGUGGCGGCGGGGGAGGGGGGGGCCGAGGAGGAGAAGGAGAUGAUGGAGCUGAAGACGGUGGGCUGCAGCUACUCCGACAGCGAGGAGGAGAGCAUCAUCAGCUACAGCUAUGAUAACCAGAACCACAGGGAGGUGUGUAUCGUUGAAUAUCCUGAGUCUCCCAGGAUCAGCUCCGCGGUGGCAGGAGACGACUCGGAGGAGAACGGGGACAAAGCUGAGGAGAAAGCUGAGGAGAAAGCUGAGGAUCUGUCCCGCCCCCCCGUCGUACCCAAAACCCCCCCACCAGAUCCCCGCCCUCUCCCAGAGCCCCGCCCCCCCCCGGAUGGCACCAAAAAGAAGAAGCCCUUCCACUGCAAGCCCUGCCGCUUCCAGGCCUCGAGCGAGCGGGAGUUCGUGGAGCACCUGGGCUCCCACGGGGCGAGCAAGAUGAGGGUGGUGGACCGGGUGGAGGGCCGCAGCAGGGGGGAGAGCGGGACCGGGGGGGAUGGAGAGACCACCGAGGGAGAGGGGGAGAGCGGGGGGGAGGGGGACAUCAAAGGGCUGAUCCGCUGUGAGCGCUGCGGAUACAACACCAACAGAUACGACCAUUACAUCGCUCACCUGAAGCACCACAGCAAGGAGGGCGAAGACCACAGGGUGUUCAAGUGCACGCUGUGUCCCUACACCACGGUCAGUCAGUACCACUGGAGGAAACACCUGAGGAAUCACUUCCCCAGCAAACUGCACACCUGCAGCCAGUGCUCAUACUUCUCUGACCGCAAGAGCAACUACAUCCAGCACAUCAGGACACACACAGGUGUGCGUCCCUUCCUGUGUCUGUACUGCGAUUACUCCAGUUCUCAGAAGACCCACCUGACCCGCCACAUGAGGACUCACUCCGGUGAGCGUCCUUUCAAGUGUGAGACUUGUAACUACCUGGCGGCGAACCAGCACGAAGUGACCCGCCACGCCCGGCAGGUCCACAACGGACCUAAGCCUCUGUCCUGCCCGUACUGCGAGUACAAGACCGCCGACCGCAGCAACUACAAGAAGCACGUGGAGCUGCAUCUCAACCCGCGGCAGUUCGUCUGCCCGCUCUGCAAGUACGCCGCCUCCAAGAAGUGCAACCUGCAGUACCACCUGAAGUCCAGGCACGCCGGCUGCGGAGUGGUGCUGGACGUCUCCAAGGUCAAGCUGCGCAACAAGAAACACGGUAACGAGGAACACGCUGAAUCCAGAACGGGCAAGAUGGACCAUUCAUCCGGUGUGGACGACGAGGACGACGUGGACGACGUGGACGAGGACGUGGAGUCGAGCCCCAUCAAUCUGUCAAUCAAGCCCAGCGUCAACCAACCGCUGCAGAGCGAGGUGCCGGACAAGGCUCCGAAGAAAUCCACCAACCCUCCUGAGAAAGAGAAGGUUCUGAAGGGGAAGGUGGAACCAGAGAAGAAGGUCACAAGGCAGAAGAAGAACCUUCUAGAGGCAGAGACUCCCAUCCCAGAGAAGGUCAGGAGACGUGUCAAGAAACUGCCGGUGGAGAAAACCACCACCAAGGACCAAGCUCCAGGAACUGAAGAGCCACAGAGACCAGAGGAGGAAGAGGAGCGGAUCCCUGAGAGGAAGAAGAACAAUGGGAAAGAGAACAAAGGCCUCAGUAAGCCGAGGAAGUCUGCGUCAAAGAAGUCUGAGGAACCAGAACCAGUUAAAGAACCUGAGCAGAGCCCAGUCUCUCCUGAGGAACCAGAACCUGAGCAGAGCGCAGUCUCUCCUGAGGAACCUCAUAAGGUCAGGAAGAGGAAGGCAGUGGAAGCUCUGGACCUCUCCAAGAAGUCCUCGUCUGAGACUCCAUCCAAGACCCGGAGAGGGAAGAGACCCGCUUCAGAAGAAACCAAGAAGACCAGCGAGACGACCCGGGCCCCAAGAGGGUCCAACGGGACGAGUCCUGGGAACACCAGGAAGACCAAGAAGACCAAGAAGUCCUCAGACCUUCAACAAACCGUGAAGGCAGAGAAGGACCAGAAGACUUCAUCCUCCAAGACAGGAACCAGACCCUCCAAGACAGAAACCACACCCUCCAAGACAGAAACCACACCCUCCAAGACAGAAACCACAUCCUCCGAGCCCUGCCUGACAGAAACCACAUCCUCCAAGACAGAAACCACAUCCUCCGAGCCCUGCCUGACAGGAACCACAUCCUCCAAGACAGAAACCACAUCCCCCGAGCCCUGCCUGACAGAAACCACAUCCUCCAAGACAGAAACCACAUCCUCCAAGACAGAAACCACAUCCCCCGAGCCCUGCCUGACAGGAACCACAUCCCCCGAGCCCUGCCUGACAGGAACCACAUCCUCCAAGACAGAAACCACAUCCCCCGAGCCCUGCCUGACAGAAACCACAUCCUCCAAGACAGAAACCACAUCCUCCAAGACAGAAACCACAUCCCCCGAGCCCUGCCUGACAGGAACCACAUCCUCCAAGACAGAAACCACAUCCUCCAAGACAGAAACCAAAUCCUCCGAGGCAGAAAUCAAAUCCUCCGAGCCCCGCUUGACAGGAACCAGACCCUCCAAGACAGGAACCAGAUCUUCUGAGACAGGAACCAGCCCUGCGAAGAAGAAGAGGAAGGUCUCAGCGGUUGAAACCCCUCCACCAGUUCCUGAACAGCCUCUGAAAGAAACCUCAGAGGAGAUGGAGGUUUCCCCCCCCUGCAGCUCCGGUGAAGACACGCCUUCUCUGGCUGAAAACCGCCCUGCGCCCACGUUCGUUAAACCCCCCCCGCCCUCUCUGGUGCUUCCAGGCCCGCGCAGCAAACCCUCGGACGCAGAGGAGGACGAGGGGGUCCACAGCAGCCAGGAGGGGGGCAGCGACAUCAGCGACAGCGCCUCCGAGGGCAGCGACGACUCCGGACUCAACGGAGCCCGGUCAGGAAAGAUGGCCAACGACCCGGAGACGCCCACCGACGAGAUCCCCACCCCCACGGAGCUCAAGAGCCACCUGUGCAUCUUCUGCGACCGCACCUUCCCCCUGGAGGUGGUCUACCGGCGCCACCUGAACCGGCACCUGGUCAACGUGUACUACAUGCAUGACGGCACCGCCAGGGCCCAGACCUGAGGACCUCCGUCUCCUUAAGACUGUCAUCUGGACCAUUAACAGUGAG
This is a messenger RNA of Trematomus bernacchii (emerald rockcod), 3424 nucleotides long. It is a transcript of the gene rest, whose product is annotated as RE1-silencing transcription factor. The record is from RefSeq and is a predicted model, not a curated record. Gene Ontology annotation, cellular component: nucleus. NCBI's taxonomy places the organism in Eukaryota, Metazoa, Chordata, Actinopteri, Perciformes, Nototheniidae. Gene Ontology annotation, biological process: regulation of gene expression.